Molecule: messenger RNA, 6346 nt
Organism: Phyllostomus hastatus (greater spear-nosed bat)
Lineage: Eukaryota; Metazoa; Chordata; Mammalia; Chiroptera; Phyllostomidae
Gene: KLHL26
Product: kelch like family member 26
Exons: 3
Coding region: 98-1933 (611 amino acids)
Molecular function (GO): protein binding
Source: RefSeq, a predicted model, not a curated record
GAGCACGCCCCGCCCCCGUCCCCCAACUCUCGGUCUCCUGGACUGGCGUGAGGCUCCCGUCUCUCGAACGCACGGCGGCAGCGGCGGCAGCGGGAAGAUGGCGGAGUCCGGCGGCGGCGGCAGUGGUGUUGGCUUCGGCGCGGGCCCCGGCCCGGAGCGCCCUAGCAGCAUGGCCGAUAAGAACGGAGCCCUCAAGUGCACCUUCUCAGCGCCUGGCCAUAGCACCAGCCUCCUACAGGGCCUGGCCACACUUCGCUCACAGGGCCAGCUCCUGGACGUCGUGCUCACAGUCAACAGAGAGACCUUCCAUGCGCACAAGGUGGUCCUGGCUGCCUGCAGUGACUACUUCAGGGCCAUGUUCACAGGUGGCAUGAGGGAGGCAAGUCAGGACAUCAUUGAGCUGAAGGGCUUGUCAGCACGCGGCCUACGGCACAUCAUUGACUUUGCCUACAGCGCCGAGGUGACACUGGACCUGGACUGUGUGCAGGACGUGCUAGGUGCAGCUGUGUUCCUGCAGAUGCUGCCAGUGGUGGAGCUGUGUGAGGAGUUCCUCAAGGCCGCCAUGAGCGUGGAGACCUGCCUGCACAUCGGCCAUAUGGCCACCACCUUCAGCCUGGCCUCACUCAAAGAGUCUGUGGAUGCCUUCACCUUCCAGCACUUCUUGCAGAUUGCUGCCGAGGAGGACUUCCUGCAGCUGCCACUGGAACGCCUUGUCUUCUUCCUGCAGAGUAACCGGCUACAGAGCUGUGCUGAGAUUGACUUGUUCCGUGCUGCUGUCCGCUGGCUGCAGCACGAUCCUGCCCGGCGGCCACGGGCCAGCCAUGUGCUCUGCCAUAUCCGUUUCCCACUCAUGCACUCGUCUGACCUGGUGGACAGUGUGCAGACACUGGACCUCAUGGUGGAGGACGUGCUGUGCCGUCAGUACCUGCUAGAGGCCUUUAACUACCAGGUGCUGCCCUUUCGGCAGCACGAGAUGCAGUCCCCGCGCACAGUUGUGCGCUCCGACGUACCCUCUCUGGUGGCUUUUGGUGGCACACCAUACACUGACAGUGACCAUGCUGUUAGCAGUAAAGUAUACCAGCUGCCUGAGCCAGGAGCCCGCCAUUUCUGUGAGCUUACAGAGAUGGAGGUGGGCUGCAGCCACACAUGCGUGGCUGUGCUGGACAACUUUGUGUACGUGGCUGGGGGUCAGCACCUACAGUACCGCAGUGGUGAAGGUGCAGUAGAUACCUGCUACCGCUAUGACCCGCACCUGAACCAGUGGCUGCGUCUGCAAGCCAUGCAGGAGAGCCGCAUCCAGUUCCAGCUGAAUGCACUGUGUGGCAUGGUCUAUGCCACAGGUGGCCGCAACCGAGCUGGCAGCCUGGCCUCAGUUGAAAGAUACUGCCCGAGGCGCAAUGAGUGGGGCUAUGCCUGCUCACUGAAGCGCCGCACCUGGGGCCAUGCAGGUGCCUCGGCUGGGGGCCGCCUCUACAUCUCAGGUGGCUAUGGCAUCUCAGUAGAGGACAAGAAGGCACUGCACUGCUAUGAUCCUGCAGCCGACCAGUGGGAGUUUAAGGCACCCAUGAGUGAGCCCCGAGUGUUGCACGCUAUGGUGGGGGCUGGUGGCCGCAUCUAUGCCCUGGGUGGCCGCAUGGACCAUGUGGACCGCUGCUUUGAUGUGCUGGCUGUGGAGUACUAUGUGCCUGAGACCGAUCAGUGGACCAGCGUGAGCCCCAUGAGGGCUGGCCAGUCAGAGGCUGGUUGCUGCCUGUUGGACAGGAAAAUCUAUGUUGUUGGGGGCUAUAAUUGGCGCCUCAACAACGUGACAGGCAUUGUGCAGGUGUAUAAUACCGAGACGGACGAGUGGGAACGUGACCUGCACUUCCCUGAGUCCUUUGCAGGCAUCGCUUGUGCCUCAGUCCUGCUGCCUCGUGCUGGGAGCAGGAGGUAGCUACUAGGACACCCCCUCCUGCCAUGACCUGGCUGCAUGCUGUUCUUGCCAGAGGCUUGGUGAGCACAUAUCCUAUGGAGAACCUCAUCACCCCGACCCCAAACCUUUGACCACCCACCCCUGGCUGGUUGUGUAGGCCCUCUGUGUUGAUAAGCCUCUUUCCUAGGGUCCUUCCUUCCUGAAGCAGAGCUUGGCUCUGCGCCUGCCCAGGGAGCCUGCCAGUGAGGAGGCUGACAUGUUAUGGCAGAAAACUUGAGCCUCAGGCAGUUUUCUCAUCUGCACAGGGUCCUCACUCAGGGGCGGGAAUCGGGAAUCGGGAGUGUUACUGUGCCCCGCUUCUCUCCCACUCCUCAGCCUGGCAGUCUCAGACAUUCAGAUGAGGGCUCAUUGGUGUCAUUCCAAAUUCAUGGUAUGCCACUUUCCUCCUCCCAAGUUUCUUGUGCUUGUGUGUUUUAAAAUAACUGCACUCCACAUCUCUGUCAUUUGGACCCCUUGGAGCAGGAGGGGCUUGGAAGCACCCAGAUCGAGGUGAUGACCAAGGGUAAUUCUGUCUCCAAAAUGAGCCCAAGCUGUUGAGUGGGAGGAAGGCCAUAGGGAGGGUUCGGCAAUUGCCCCUACUCCUGUCCUUGGUCUGAGACCCUCAAGGUGUUUGUUCAUUUGCUUUCAGAAGGAAAAACCACAGCCAGCUCCUGGAGAUGGUUUUUAUAGGUUCAGGCCUCCCACUGGGCAAUGUGGAGGGCCCUAAGGAGAAUUGGGCCAAUGUCCCUGUCCCACAGAUGAAAGAGGAUGCUGCUUUAGAAUCUCAGUACGUCUGCAUUCCACAGGUCUGUUCAAGGAUCUUUAUUUUGUCCACUCUCCAGCCUUGUACUCCCUUGGUCCUGUGUUCAGGUCAAAGUGCCACUUGGCUCAAGGCUACCAGUGCAGAAAGUUGGGCAGAUGGGAACCUUUCUUUUCAAGGGCUUCACAGCAUUUAUGGCUGCAUUUGUUUUGGUCUCUAAACCUUUUUUUCUGUUGUUCCAUUUGCUUUUUUUUUUUUUAAAGCAGCCAGCACUGCUGUCUUAUAAAUGGGGUUUGUACCCUUGGGGCAACUUAAAGUGUCUCUCUGCUGCUAACAGAUGAUUGAUGUCAUGUCUCUGUGACCCACUCGCUGUGUAAAGAAUUAACCUCAUACCUUAGCAGACGUUGUCUCCUAAUAUUUUCCUAGUAUUUAAUAAAAAUGUUAUGGUGAAAGAUGGAGCAGGCCCAGCACUGAGCUUGUGGAGCCUGAUAGGUCACAGAUUCCUCCUGUCCUCUGGGCAUUUGGGGACCCCUCUCCCAGUUCACCCUUUCCCAUCCUUGCAGAAGAGCUAGAAGGGGGGCCAGUCUUUAGCUUAGGGGUAUGAGUGAGGGCAGUGGGAAGUGGAGCCGGGACUACUAUUCGGCACUGGUAAGACAGAUGGCAAACCCAGUGGGCCCCAGCGACUCUCAAGGCUAUUCCAUGUGCCUGGUGGCCCAGCCCCCUGCGACCAGCCAACUCCCAGCCUUAGCAGGUUCUGCCUCCAUAUGCUCAGGUUCUGUCUCCAUAUGCUCAGGCCUGGGGUGCAAGAUCAUGUGGCUAUGGAGCUCCUCUACCCAGAGACUGCAACGCAGAAAAGAAAGAGCAGGCCUAAACAAAGCAUGAAGUCACUGACCUUUGUGACUCAGUUGGUUGGAUGUUGUCCCAUCAAGUGAAAGGUUGCCGAUUUGAUUCCCAGUCAAGGCACAUGCCUGGCCUGUGAAUUCAGUCCCCAUUUGGGUUGAGGCCUGUAUGAGAAGCAACUGAUUGAUGUUUCUCUCCCUCUGUUUCUCCCUCCCUGCCCCCUCUCUAAAAAUAAAUAAAUAAAUAGAAAGCAUGAAGUUAUCACGUUUCCAUAGGGCCUAAGAGGUCUAUGAGCUACCCCUGGUCCCUGCUUUUGUGGCAGCCUCACUGUGCACAUUAGUGGACAAUGCCUGCUGUUCAUGUUAUAGCCUUCUGAGAGGGGAGGCUUCUAGGUCACCUUCAAAAGGUACCAUAGGCCUGGUGCUCCUGUCCAGCAGCCUGGGGUGAGGCUGAGUGAGGAGGCAGUGUUGAAAUAGGAAUUUGGUUGGGAAUGAGGAAGGAGCCCACGCUGCCAGGGGCAUUGAAAGGAAAGCCGUGGCCCUUGGGGUUUUACCAGAACAUCUCAGCCCCUUCCCACUGCCCUAACCUGAGCUCCCCCAAGAGACCCCUUUUUUUGCUGGAGGCACAGCCCCUUCAGGGGGGCAGUGAGGAGCCUUUGCCAGCUGCAAGUUCCCCCAGAUCAGCUCACACCUCAGAACAUCUUGUCCCCAAUGAGCUGGCAGGGGUGCCGGCACAGAGUGGAGGGGGCGCUGCUGUAUCUAACUGGUUGAUUGUGCGUAACCGUCUGGGCUGGUCCAUGGAAUGUUCUCAGGGGCCCCCUAUCCCUCCUUCUCCACCCACCCCCCUGGAAGAAAGGAAAAUUAUUUUUUUGUAUUGUAAACUUUAAACACGAAAAAGCUGUUUUUAAUUUAGUAGAAACUGGCUUGAAACUUUACUUUGUGAACGUUUGUGUCCUUCAGAGAAAGGCAGAACAUGUGUACACAUACACACAGAGGCUUGCACACACAUACACACAUGCUCACACUCAGGCAUACCUGCACACAUGUGUUUGCUCAUCCACAGUUGAAUAAAUAGCUUGCACACACAUCCCUGGCCCAGUCUGGCCAUUUCUGUGUGGUACCCUGAAGGGGUCUGCAGCUCAUCACCUUAUCACUUCCCUUCACCUUUCACCCAGGACAGCAUCCACUGUGCAUGGGGACCGAGCUUGAGGAAAGCCCGUCUCCUUCCAGAUGGCCUGCUUCCCCACCGAGGCCCUGGACUCGGCUGCCGGAGCCUCCCUCUGCACCUGGGCCGGGGCUGUGGGAAAACGCUGUCUCUGGGGACAGUGGGAUGCAGGCUCGUGAGAGGGAGGCCAAGUGUGACUUCUGGGGCCUCGCAGCAAGUAAGGGCCAAAGGGGCCUUGGGGGAGCUGUGUGAGGUGGGAAUCUGCCCUGGACCUGGCCAGUUUGGAAAUCUGCCCCUGGCUUUGUGUCCUGGAAUGCAGCUAUAGCUCCUCUGUUCUCACGGGCCCUGGAGAUUUCACUUCUCAUGGUGGAGUCUCCAAGCAUGGGUUUUAUUAGGGGCACCUGGCCGUGUGUCCCAGGAGGCACUGCCAGGAAUGUUUAUUGCACAAAUGAGAGGUUGGGUGGGAAGGUGGGCGCAGAGCCUCAUCCACUCUAGCAUCUGUGGGUGCUAUCUGCGGACCCCCAAGGGCAGGUGGUCCAUGAGUCCAUGCUUCUCCACAACUAGACCCCAGCCCAAUUCUUGUGGCUGGCUCUGCUGUGGUCAGCCUGGCAGCCAUUUCUCCUUCCUCACCCACAGAGCCCUGAUUUGGCGCCAGCAGCAGUGUGCCCAGCCUCGGGUGGGGGUUAAUUUAGGAUUUGGCUUAGAUUUUCUUGGUAAUGCCUUUUGCAGGGGUUGUUUUCAGUCUGGGCGAACUUCCCAGCUCUGGGCAGUAAGCUUUAAGGGAAGGUCUGGGGUGGGAGUUUCUGGUCACGGGAGAAGCUUUAUUGCCCUCUUCCAUCCCUUAAUGCUUCCUAUGAGGACAUAGGAUGCCAGGAGCUUUUGCAGCCAUCUUGUGGCCAUGAGGAGCAUUAAGAGAGGAACAGAGAUGCCACCUCCAAGAACCCAGAAAUCAUGAAGCCACCAGUCCCACCCUGGAAACUCUGAUCUCCAGAUUCCUUUUUAUGAGAAAUCACGAUGUCUAUGGUAUUUAAUAUACUUAAUAUCUUAAGAUACUAGUGGUCAACUAUUCUAAUAUUUGCAACCCAGACACUUAUAAAAUUAUAAUAUAAAGGUAAUGAGCUGAGGUUUCCCAAUCUUACCAUAAGUCAGGGUUUUUUUGUUUGUUUGUUUUGUUUUUGCAAAUAACAGAAACUGAUCUGUCCAACUUCAAUAGCAAAAACAUGCAUUGGAAGGCUGCUGGAAUGCUCAUAGAAGCGGCGGGAAGGUGGGAAAACCAGGCUCAGAAAAUAGGAAGAAUCAAGGUGGCUGGGCAGCGGGGGUGAUCAACUGAAGUCAGAUCAGGUGACUGAUUGGUGAGGGUGUUUGUGCCACCACCACAGAAUCCAGAUGUCUCAAAUGGCAAUGCGAUCUGUUCUUGGCACUCAGCCAUAGCCGCCCCUGGAAACUGGAUGCGCCUGCCCUGAUUGUGUUUCUUUGUAUCACUUGCUCCUGGGUGGAAACAUCCUAUUGGCCUACCCCAUGUCCUGUGCCAACCUAGCUGCCUGUGUCCCUGGAAAAGUGAGUACAUGAGUGUGCUAGUCAGCUGUUGCCUCCUUGUAACAACUCAAAUCUCAAUGGCAUACAAAAAUAAA